Arachis duranensis is the source of this 486-nucleotide messenger RNA. RefSeq lists its product as uncharacterized. Bases 1 to 486 code for a protein of 161 amino acids. Lineage: Eukaryota; Viridiplantae; Streptophyta; Magnoliopsida; Fabales; Fabaceae. The transcript has a single exon. The record is from RefSeq and is a predicted model, not a curated record.
AUGAGUCCCUUUCGGGUUGUCUAUGGUAAGGCAUGCCACCUUCCGGUGAAAUUUGAGCACAAAGCCUAUUGGGCGGUGAAGCAUUGUAAUAUGGACAUCACCAAGGCGGGUGUAGCCCGGAAAUUGCAACUGGAGGAGCUUGAAUGUCUUAGAAUGGAGGCAUAUAAGAAUGCCCGGAUUUAUAAGGAAAAGACUAAGGCAUUCCAUGAUCACCAUAUUCGGAAGAAGGAUUUUCUAGAAGGUGACGAAGUUCUCCUCUACAACUCAAGGCUUAGAUUCAUGCCUGGAAAGCUCCGUUCAAGAUGGGAAGGUCCUUUCAAGGUGAAGGAGGUUAAGCCCUAUGGUGUGGUCGAAUUGUUUGACCCUCAAAGUGAGGCAACCUUCAAGAUUAAUGGCCAUAGAGUGAAUAAAUACCAUGGCUACAAGUCACCCAAGGAAGUGGAAGUGCUCCUACUUGAGGAUACACCAAAAGGAGAGGAAGCUUAA